AUGCUUCCCAGACUGGCCAAGUCGUCCUUAAUCCAACAGGUUCGCGGGGUAUCUGCAAUCGCAAAUGCCGAACCAUCUGGACCAAGCAUUCAGACGAGUAUUCCUGGACCAAGAUCGAAGGAAUUGAAACAGGAAAUGGAUAAAGUUCAUCAAACAACUUCUGUUCGUUUCCAUGUCGAUUAUGAGAAAUCAUUUGGAAAUUAUGUUGUCGAUGCUGAUGGAAACACUCUUCUCGACGUAUACACUCAAAUUUCUUCACUUCCAUUGGGUUACAAUCAUCCAGAUUUGGUGAAAGUAGCUUCUUCACCACAGCUGAUUACAUCUCUCGUAUCUCGUCCAGCUCUUGGAUCCUUCCCACGUACUGAUUUCGCUGAUGGAAUCUCUCACGCCCUGACUUCAAUUGCUCCAAAAGGAUUGAAGGCAGUUCAAACUAUGCUCUGUGGAACAUCUGCAAAUGAAAAUGCAAUCAAAACUGCAUUCAUUUGGUAUCAAGCUCAAAGAAGAGGAGGUCUUGGACCAGAUGCUCUUCACUUGGAGAGUUGUAUGACUCAGCAGAAACCAGGAACUCCAAACCUUUCAGUUAUGGGAUUUGAAGGAGCAUUCCAUGGAAGAUCUCUCUGUAUGCUUUCAGUUACAAGAAGUAAACCAAUUCAUAAGGUCGAUAUCCCAGCUUUUGACUGGCCAAUCGCCAAAUUCCCUCGUUACAAGUAUCCACUUGCUCAGAAUUCUGCUUAUAACAAGAAGCAAGAUCAAGAGUGUCUUGCUGACGUGGAAGCAAAGAUUGCUGAAUGGAAACGUCGUGAUAAUGACGUUGCUGCAAUUAUUGUUGAGCCAAUUCAAGCCGAAGGAGGCGACCAUUACGGUAGUCCAGCAUUCUUCCAAGGACUUCGUGAUGUUGCUGCUAAGCAUGGAAUCGUUUUCAUCGUUGACGAAGUCCAAACUGGAGGAGGAGCUACCGGUGAUGUCUGGGCUCAUGACCAUUGGAAUCUGAGCUCUCCACCAGACAUUGUCACUUUCUCGAAGAAAUUGUUGACUGGAGGAUACUUCUAUGGAGAACAUUUGAGAGUGAAGGAGGCUUACCGUAUCUACAAUACAUGGAUGGGAGAUCCAACCAAGUUGUUGCUUUUGGAAAAGGCUGUUGAAGUUAUCAAGAGAGAUGGACUGAUUGAACAAAGUAGAUCAGUUGGAGCUGAAUUCCAAAAGAGACUCGGAGAACUUCAAGCAUCUUCCGGAGGAAAGUUGGAUCAAGCAAGAGGAAGAGGAACUUUCGCAGCUGUUGACUUCCCAUCUGGAUCUUUGAGAGACAAAUUCGUUGAUUUGGCAAUCAGCAACGGACUUCACUGCGGAGGAUGCGGAGACAAGUCUCUUCGUUUCCGUCCAUCUCUCGUCUACACCAAGAAACAUUUGGAUUUGACAUUCGACCUUCUCGACAAGACUUUGAAACAAUUGUAA
Molecule: messenger RNA, 1452 nt
Organism: Caenorhabditis remanei
Lineage: Eukaryota; Metazoa; Nematoda; Chromadorea; Rhabditida; Rhabditidae
Exons: 7
Coding region: 1-1452 (483 amino acids)
Biological process (GO): GABA catabolic process
Cellular component (GO): mitochondrion
Molecular function (GO): pyridoxal phosphate binding
Source: RefSeq, a predicted model, not a curated record